UUAGGGGUACAGGGUGAUAUGUCCUGAUAUUGUGUAGACAUGUAUAGGUGGUGUGGGGGUUGUUCAUUGUUUGAUGACAUGUGGUUGUAUCCCAUUGUUCUAUUGUUUCUUGCUUGGGAGCAAACUAUUAUGGGAUAUAUGUGUUUGUGUAUUGGCUUGAUGGGGGGUGACUGCUGAUGUGUCUUUUGUUGCUAGAUUUGGUUUGCCCCGCCCUGUGUCAUUAUGCAGGGAGGGGGGAAUUGUUCUCUUGCAUGUAUAUAUCUUGGGUCUAUUUCCUGAUUUAUUUUAAGACUUGUCUUAUUAGUCUUGUAUGGUCAGUGGUGGUGUCCGUGGAU
Molecule: messenger RNA, 335 nt
Organism: Staurois parvus
Lineage: Eukaryota; Metazoa; Chordata; Amphibia; Anura; Ranidae
Source: the annotation of a GenBank genome assembly